AUGUCUACUGCCUUCAGUCGUGCUGUCCAGGCCUCCUUGAAUCUGGGCUCGGUGUUUCAAGAGUAUGAUAAUGACUCUGAAGUCUUCCGUCAGCGUUUCAGGCAGUUCCAGUACAAAGAAGCAGCAGGGCCUCGUGAAGUUUUCAACAAACUCCGGGAGCUUUGCGGUCAAUGGCUGAAGCCAAAGAUGCGUUCUAAGGAACAAAUGGUGGAGCUUCUAGUGUUGGAGCAAUUCCUGACAAUCCUGCCUUGCGAACUAGAGACGUGGGUUACAGAACAAUGCCCAGAGACUACAGAAAGUGUCGUGUCACUAUUAGAAGAAUUAGAGACCGGACUUGAGAUACCAGAGCCGCAGAUUGACAAGCAUGAAAUGCUCUCGGAAGACUUGGCAGCAGUCAGAAUGGCAGACAUACUACCAGACAUCCACCUGGAGGCACUCCCACUCCAAGCAGUACGACCUGUCUCCACGGCCCCAGUGGCAGAGGCGUGGAUCCCACAGGCAGGCCUGCAGGAGCUGAGCUAUGGCACUGCUGGGGAAGGCCAGCUCUUUCUGGACCCUGCAUAUCCACCACCAAAGCCUGACCCCAUAGAGCCCUGGAUGAAGGAACUACAGGACUGCAUGGAAACGGAACAACAAUUGCAAUGGCUCGACUUCAAGACAGAUGGAAAUGCACUUCUUGAUCCCAGUUUACCAGAAGACUCGGAACAGCCGAAAGAUCAGCUGGGAAAUCCCGCCGAGCAGCUAUCCAGAGAGCACCCAUUGCCUGUCUGUGAUCGGAACCCCUUUCCAGAAGAAAGAGCUGAGAGAUACAACCAGGAAGAACCUCUCAGCCCCGGGGCCCAUGAGCAAAACCGUGCCCAAGAGAACCCACACCAAUGUACUCACUGUGGGAAAGAAUUUAUUUCCAAUAAGGUACUUAAUGGGCACCUGAAAAUUCAUUCGGGAGAUCUUCCUCAUGAGUGCCUUGAGUGUGGGAAAAGAUUCCUUCGUAAGUCCAACUUACAAAGGCAUCUUCGAGUUCACACAAGGGAGACACCCUAUAAAUGCAAUGCAUGUGAGAAGCAAUUCAGUCAGCUGUCACACCUCACAGAACACCAGAAAACCUUUUCUGGUCAAGAAGUAUACACUUGCCCUGAGUGUAGGGAGCGUUUUUGCAAUAGAAAAGGUUUUGCAAACCAUCUAAAAAUCCACACAAAUGGAAGACCUUAUAAAUGUCAUAGUUGUGGAAAAACAUUUAGUCGACAAAGAGACCUUAGUGUGCACCACAUGGCACACACUGAAGAGAGACCAUUCAUGUGUGAGUAUUGUGGGAAAAGCUAUAGACAUAAAUCAAGCCUUGUUUUUCAUUUAAGAACCCAUUCAGGGGAGAAGCCAUAGAAGUGCACUCAUUGUUUUACAAGCUUCAUAAAGAAAGCAUGCUUUAAUAUGCACCAAGCUGCUCACUUCAGAGAAAAUCCUUUGAGCAUUUGUUGA
This is a messenger RNA of Pteronotus mesoamericanus, 1473 nucleotides long. Its product is annotated as zinc finger protein 449-like. NCBI's taxonomy places the organism in Eukaryota, Metazoa, Chordata, Mammalia, Chiroptera, Mormoopidae. The transcript has 4 exons. The record is from RefSeq and is a predicted model, not a curated record. Gene Ontology annotation, biological process: regulation of gene expression. Gene Ontology annotation, cellular component: nucleus.